This is a messenger RNA of Zophobas morio, 1400 nucleotides long. RefSeq lists its product as uncharacterized. Gene Ontology annotation, biological process: intracellular protein transport. Gene Ontology annotation, cellular component: cytoplasm; nucleus; vesicle membrane. NCBI's taxonomy places the organism in Eukaryota, Metazoa, Arthropoda, Insecta, Coleoptera, Tenebrionidae. The transcript is spliced from 13 exons. The coding region runs from base 270 to 1400 and encodes 376 amino acids. The record is from RefSeq and is a predicted model, not a curated record.
CUUAUAAGGUGGCUUACAGUUCUAUUAUAUGUGAAGUGACACUUGGAGGAAAUCAUACUAUUUUUACUCUAUUAGAAAGGGUUUGUGCAAAAUUAAAUUUAGACGUUAAAGAAUAUGAACUUUGCGUUCUUGGCGUCACUGCUAAAACAGUGGAUACUUUGGGUUCAAUAAGUUCGAAUGCUCGCCAUCAAUUAAGUUUAAGAAAGAGACUGAAAUUAUUAGAAGAAACUAAUAUUGAAGUGGCUUUAAAACUUAUUGAGCAGCCUGUUAUGGUUGAUCUUUUUGAACCAGGAACAACUUUGUUUCAAAUAUUAUGUCAUUUUGAACCUAUUGAGUUUGCGUCCAGUAGAUUUUUAGAUCUUAAUAGAAGCACCAAAUUAGGAGAUCUUUCCCAAGGAUUUAUCUGUUCAACCAAAUUUAUUAAUCUGGUUGUACAAAGAAAGGUGUUUUCUCUUCCUGAAGACAUUGUAUAUACAAGUUUACGCUCGUUAGGCUUAUUUUCUGGAAGAGUAUACAUUAGACUAUUACUUGUUGACGGCGCGAACACCUUUACCGGAACGCCGUGCGACUAUUAUAAGAAGCUAAUUAAGCUGAGCUAUUGCUUUAGUAAUUGCACUGAUGUCAAAGUUUCAUCAAAAGAAUCACAAGAAAGUUUUGCCCAAAAGUCUAUAAAUAGUUUGACACCCUUAGUUGACAUCAAAGCGAAAAGGACGAAUGACGUAGAAGGUGGCAACUCUAUAGCCCACGCUCAAAGCAACUAUAAUGGGGGGGCCGCAGAGUGCGUUUCGGACCCCCUUAUGGAAACGAGAACUCCUAGCCAAAGUAAGACGGAAGAACCGCCUCAACUACAUUCCGAAUUGCAAAGACUUGUUUACUUUGAAACUUCAACAGCCUCCUCCGCGUCAGCUUUGAACAUCCCCGAUUCUUUUUUUGAGCUUACUGAGGACGAUCUUCGACUCUACCAAGUUUUACUUUCAGAAAAGGCCUCUAAUACUAAUAAGAAGGUCGAAGAUAGUAUCGGGCCAUCCAAAACAUCUUUAAGAAUACGAUUUAGCGAAAGCGAAGUUAUGCAAGCAUGCUUUCUCUCGAGCGAGCUCGUCCAAUCCUUGUUCGACCUUGUGGCUCAGCACGUGGAGCCUGUCGAGCAAAUUAUUCCAACGACCGAGACUGAUUGUGGUCUCCUUCCAGCAGCCACCCUUUUUUUUAAGAGCGGUGAUACUUAUUCGUUGCGACUUAAAGAAUCUUUUAAAAAUGAGUAUCUUUGCACUUGCACAGAAGCCAACCGACUGACUUUAGAUGUGCAUGAAAAGGCUGCCCCCAUUUUACCGUCCUCUUCUACUUCCCCUUCUUCGAAGCUAGUGGCGCGUGCUUGUAAUUGGUUUAAGUUUUCCAAAAAUUAA